Messenger RNA from Varanus komodoensis (Komodo dragon), 1689 nucleotides. It is a transcript of the gene NETO2, whose product is annotated as neuropilin and tolloid like 2. NCBI's taxonomy places the organism in Eukaryota, Metazoa, Chordata, Lepidosauria, Squamata, Varanidae. The transcript is spliced from 7 exons. The coding region runs from base 60 to 1499 and encodes 479 amino acids. Gene Ontology annotation, molecular function: protein binding. The record is from RefSeq and is a predicted model, not a curated record.
CUUGUGUGUGUGUUUGUUUGUUUGUUUCAAAAGUUGGGCAGGGUAUUGGAGGUAACCGUAUGGCAUCUCCCCAGUGUAGUGACUGGGUACGAACAAGCAACGGAGGCCACUUCGCUUCACCAAACUUCCCCAAUCUCUACCCUCCCAACCAGGAGUGUGUCUACAUUUUGGAAGCUGCCCCUCGCCAAAGAAUAGAAUUGACCUUUGAUGAACCAUACUACAUAGAGCCGUCUUUUGAAUGCCGGUUUGAUCACCUGGAAGUUCGAGAUGGACCUUUCGGUUUCUCCCCGCUCAUUGAUCGUUACUGUGGUCUCAAAAGUCCUACCCUAAUUAGAUCAACAGGGAGAUUUAUGUGGAUAAAGUUCACUUCAGAUGAAGAACUAGAAGGACAGGGAUUUAAAGCAAAGUAUUCAUUUAUACCAGAUCCUGACUUCACAUACCUAGGAGAUUGCCAAUUUGAGCUCUCCGGAGCUGAUGGGAUAGUGCGUUCCAGUCAGGUAGAACAAGAAGAGAAAACAACGCCAGAGCAGGCGGUGGAUUGCAUAUGGACAAUUAAAGCUACACCGAAUGCCAAGAUCUAUCUGAGAUUUCUGGACUACCAGAUGGAACAUUCGAAUGAAUGCAAGAGAAACUUUGUGGCCGUGUAUGAUGGAAGCAGCUCUAUCGAGAAUUUGAAGGCAAAGUUUUGUAGCACUGUGGCCAACGAUGUGAUGCUGCAGACAGGUAUCGGAGUGGUGCGAAUGUGGGCAGAUGAAGGCAGUAGAUUAAGCAGGUUCAGAAUGCUCUUCACAUCAUUUGUGGAUCCCCCCUGCUCAGGCGGCACUUACUUUUGCCAUAGCAACAUGUGUAUCAACAAUUCUUUAGUGUGCAACGGUAUUCAGAACUGUGCCUAUCCCUGGGAUGAAAACCACUGCAAAGAGAAGAAGAAAACAGGACUGUUUGAGCAAAUCACCAAAACUCAUGGGACAAUCAUUGGGAUUACUUCAGGGAUCGUCUUGGUUCUUCUCAUCAUCUCAAUCCUGGUCCAGGUCAAGCAGCCUCGUAAGAAGGUCAUUGCUUGCAAAGCCACUUUCAACAAGACUGGCUUCCAGGAGGUUUUUGAUCCUCCUCAUUAUGAACUCUUCUCGCUGAGAGACAAAGAGAUUUCCGCCGACUUGGCUGACCUGUCCGAAGAACUUGAGAACUACCAGAAAAUGAGGCGCUCGUCGACGGCUUCCAGGUGCAUUCACGAUCACCACUGUGGGUCCCAAGCUGCUGCAGUAAAGCAAAGCAGGACCAACCUCAGUUCAAUGGAGCUCCCCUUUCGCAACGACUUUGCACAGCCUCAGCCCAUGAAGACCUUUAAUAGCACCUUCAAAAAAAGCAGCUACACCUUCAAACAGGCGCAUGAGUGUCCUGAGCAGGUGAUAGAGGACCGGGUGAUGGAGGAGAUCCCCUGCGAGAUCUACGUGCGCGGGCGAGAGGACACCGCUCAGGGCUCCUUAUCAAUGGACUUCUAAUCUCCUUUCACAGCCCAAAUGGGCACAUGUAAAUAAUGUGUGUACAAUUUGUGUGUAUACAGAAAUGUAACAUACGGAAUUUGUUGGAAACAUAAGUGUUCAUACUUUUUUAAAGCUCGCUUAAUUAUUUUUUCACCCUGAAGGAACGCUCUUUUUAGUUUCCCCUUGAACUGCCCUUCUGGUUGAAAAC